CCCAAACCCACCAUACCCCCUAACCUGUUCUGUGUCAAUAGUUCUCUUCAACAUGUUUGUUAGCACAUCUUUUAUUCAGACUAAGCACCACCAAUGCCGUUUCUAGCUUAAUAACAUUUUAUUCUUCUUUAUGAUGGUUAUCUCUGACUUGGAUGUCCAUUUGGAUCACUUCCUCAAAUCAGCAGCAAGUGCGAAGAUCUCCUCUCCCUUCCCUAAAUCAACCCUUCUUAGCAUUCUUGCGCAACUGACAGCAUCAUCAAAGUGCAGGAAAGGUGUGGCAGAAUUGACAAUGGCACUCUCAGGCCUACUUUGGGAUGAUAUGGUAGCCGGCCCUGAAACACAGAGGUUUGCUGUUCCUUAUGCUCAAUGAACCUAGAAGUUGUCCGAGGAAGCUGAAGGAGUGGAUUCAUUUGGCAAUUAGGUUUGUUUAUGCGCCUUCUUUAUCAAUGAAUAUGAAGUUAAAAUGUCAAAUAAGCAUCCAGAAGCUUGAAUGUUUUGAAUGUUUAAUUGAUUCAGCAGAGCAGUUUUUCUGUGCUGCAUUGUUGCAUAUAUUUAGAAUGGCCCCAUUAUGGUUUAUAUCUGGUUAUGGCCGGAAAUAGAUGCAGAUUUGGAAU
Molecule: messenger RNA, 614 nt
Organism: Rubroshorea leprosula
Lineage: Eukaryota; Viridiplantae; Streptophyta; Magnoliopsida; Malvales; Dipterocarpaceae
Source: the annotation of a GenBank genome assembly